AUGGGAGGUAUCACAGGGCAGCGUCCGCUGUCGGAACUGAGUCCAGUGGCCCAGAGACGAAACUCUCCUAGCUGGAACCAAGCCACUAAGAAAAUGAUCCACGGGGACUCGUCGCCGUUCGGCUCUUCCCCUUUCAACUCGUCUCCUCGUCUCUUCUGGCAGGGACGUGAUUCUGGAUCCCCCUUCCGCACCAGCAUGGAAAACACAGCUCCAUAUGACCCGGAAGCACCUAUCGUCUCUCCAAAGCGCGCAUCCAUCGAGAACCUGAAGCGUGCUUCUCGUGUGAAGAACAGUAGCAUGUUCGCCCGUGAACACAAACAAGAAUACGACCCUGCCCAUGUUCGCGUCCUGGAACGACCCCUCGCUACCGGAAGAGCCUUCAACCAAAGCACCAGUAGCCUGGACGGCGACCCAUCGACAAGGCUGAGCAGUCAACAGAGCAAUGGCGAUCAGGGUCCCGCUGCAAAUGGAAACAGUCUUCCACAGCAAUCUCCCACCAAGGAUCAAGCCUCGCCGGCUAAAUCAUCUCUUUCAAAGGCGACACGUUUUGGGGCCAAGGGGAAUGACUUCGAUCCCCAGGGCCAGAUCUGGUCGGAUGAUCGCACUGCGUCACAGCACGCAGUCAAUGGACAAAGCCACCACCGACAUGCCAAGAGCGUUACAUUCGACAACGCACCGCCGCAGGUGAAUGAAUAUGAAAUGACAACACCAGACCCGUCUUCUAUCGCAUCUGAGUCGCGCGACGGAAGCUAUGAUUCGGAAGAAGAAUUUGCGGAGAUCAGCUUUGAUACAGGCUCGCCAUAUGACAGGGCGGACGACAGCUUUGACGCAUCUUUGGAAGACACUGAGAAAACACCGGUUGUACUGCCUGACGACUGGCGAUUCAUGAGCCCUGCCAGUGCCAACGAUGAGCUGGCUCAAUCGGAAGAGGACCCUUUCACGGAUGCGCGUGGAACUCCCGGCGCUGGAAGCCCUGGACCGGAGGUGCGACCUCAUUCUAGCCACUCGAACGCAAGCGAAUCUAGAGUCGAGUCUUUGGACUCGAAUGGUGAGCGACGGCCGCUUCCUCCUCUGCCGUUUGCGAAUAAUCAACUGGGUCGUGCUGGGUCUCCACGGCUCUCCGCUGCGAUUGAGCGUGUAAGCAGCGGGCAGCGAGUUCUUCCAUCUCCUCCUAAGCCAGCUUCGUACUCCAAAGCUGACAUUAAUGAACUCGGCGGCGGCUCCAUGACUCUAGAAGACAGACUACGUUUGAUGAUGCUCCGCGAAGACGGUCAGAAUCAUGAGCAGACUAAGGAAGAUUCCCAGCGCGACGAGGUUUCCGACGGCACCGAGACUCCCCACAACGAAGUCGAAGGCAAGAAGUCAGAGACAAACAGAGCUACGGGAACUGAGGAAGUCCGGCGCCGAGCGUCAUUCGACGAUGUUUUACUCCCUCGUAUCUCAAGAGAGUCCAUCCUACGCAACAUCAAGAACCACGAUAUCACUCUAGAUGAGCCCUUUGAAUACUUCAGCGCGUCUUCGCAGCGUGAAUCCAGCCCGGACCACUAUCUACACUUUGAUCCCGAUGUCCCUAUCCCGUCGCUCGAGAACGACAGUGACGAUGAUAUGGAGACUGGCAGCGUGAUCAAGCAAGAAAUGACCGACGAUGACUACGAUAUCUACGACAUCCCAGAAUAUGAUGACCAGCAACCUCAUGACUACACUGCCCCAGGCGAAUCACAGCAGACAACGCCUGACAAUGAUGAUGACAGCCACUAUUCUCGCAACUCCGAGGAUAAGGCCGAAAAGGAAAAGUUCAACUCUAGCACUUCAUCAGACGGACAAAGCACUCCAGUGCCAGAAAACAAGCCUGAGAUAACUGUUCAGGGCCCGUCUGAGGAAACCACAGAGAUUUCUACUGCGGGCAAUGAGACUGAAUCUGCUCUUCACAUGAACGACAUUAGGGAAUCCCUUCAGCGUCCGCAGACCCCAGAAGCAGGGGAGAAAGAUGACUCUGACGAGGAGCCUUCGACUCCGGAAUCUGUAAUUCGGCAUCCGAUUGAAGAGACAUAUUCAGACGCAGAAUCCGACCCGGAGUCGAUACCAGAUCCGAUUGCGACCGUGAAAGCACCUGGAACAGGUUUCAAGAUUAGACCGUCUCUCACCCCGGCAGAUACUGCAACGAUGGCGGCCACUCGCCGCAAGGUGAGCUACCAGGAACAUCCAAUGCCAGCCCUGACGAAGAAGAUCUCGAACGGAUCUAGCCACUCGACUGAAGAUGGUAGCAACGCGCCUUCUCACCCCAAACUAGGAGACAAUAUUCCUAAACUUGAAAUCGGACUUGGAGCCCCGCAGCGUCAGAGCAGUCUCGUGAAACUCGAUAUCCCAGUUACAGGCAAUGAUGAUAGUCUCUUCGGACUUGAUAAAGAAUUCGACCGUGUUAUCGAAGCCCAAAAGGUUGCGUUUGAACUCUCUCUUUCCCAGAGUUUACAUUCUUUCCCGCCCCAAAGUACCCAGGAUAGACAUACAAGCGAAAACCCAGAACCCAAGGACACUGAAUAUGAUAGUUCGAUCCCAUUACAUGAGAAUCUCGCUAACAGGAGUUCCCCGAGACAGAGAGGUUACCUCAUGCGCCAGAACACCAAGGUCAUCAUUGCUAGCAGCCAGAACGACGAAGAAAGCGCACCACCAAAUCCAGAGCAACGCGAAACGAAACCAGCGAGCUCAUCCUCACGCAAGGCCAGUCAGCCAACAUGGACCACAGAGCCUUGGCAGGGCCAUCGCCGACAGAGCAUCAAGCUAGCUGGUGCACCCGGUAAAAAGAAGCCCGCCAGUGGAUCAGUGCCACCGCUCCCAGGUCAGGCGAGCAAUGUCCAAGAAGCGGCUCUAGCUGUUGAGGAGCUUGAGAAUAACGGCCUUAAUGAGACCCUCGAGGAAGGAGAAGAACGAGGAAGGCUCUUUGUCAAAGUGGUCGGCAUCAAAGAUCUUGACCUGCCUCUACCACGUGGCGAGCGAUCGUAUUUCGCGCUUACUCUGGACAAUGGCCUGCACUGCGUUACUACAGCAUGGCUCGAGCUAGGAAAGUCUGCUCCGAUUGGACAGGAAUUUGAACUCAUUGUCCAGAAUGACCUUGAGUUCCAGUUGACUCUCCAGAUGAAGGUCGACGAGGCAAAGCUUUAUCCGCAGGAAUCUGUUCCUGCCACGCCGACGAGGCAGAAGACUUCAACUUUCAGCCGAGUAUUUGCAUCCCCAAAGAAACGUAAGGAGAUGGAUCUGAAACAGCAGCUCGAGGCCCAACAACGACAAAAGGCUGAGAGUAAAGCUGGUUCUGGGGCUUGGGAGAAACUCCGGACACUGAUCGCUCGUGAUGGCAGCUUUGGCCGUGCAUAUGUCUGCUUGAGUGACCAUGAGAAGCAUGCUUUUGGCCGUCCAUACGGUGUCGAUGUGGCCUGUUUCAACGAAUGGGCUGUUGAAGAAUCGAGCAGCGUCAAGAGCAAGAAGAGUUCUUCCAGUUCCGGCUCUCAGAGGAAGCCGCCAUAUAAGAUUGGCAAUCUCGAACUGCAACUUCUCUUCGUGCCGAAGCCAAAGGGGGCCAAGGAUGAAGACAUGCCUAAGAGCAUGAAUGCCUGCAUUCGGGAAAUGCGAGAGGCGGAGAACACAGCAGCUCGUUCUUUUGAAGGUUUCUUAUCACAGCAGGGUGGUGAUUGUCCCUACUGGCGUCGCCGCUUUUUCCGUCUCCAGGGAUCCAAGCUUACUGCGUACCAUGAGACUACCCGUCAACCUCGCGCGACAAUCAACCUGGCCAAAGCUGUGAAGCUAAUCGACGAUAAGUCCUCACUCACUCAGAAGGAAACUUCUACCAAAGGCGGCGGCCGACGCAAGUCUGCUUUCGCCGAAGAAGAAGAAGGAUACAUGUUCGUCGAGGAAGGUUUCCGUAUCCGCUUCGGCAAUGGCGAAGUCAUCGAUUUCUACGCUGAUGGCGCUUCAGACAAGGAAGCCUGGAUGAGGGUCCUCGCAGAGACGGUAGGCAAGGGCCAAUCCGCCAGCAGUGGCCCGACGAAGGCAUGGACAGAGCUUGUCCUCAAGCGCGAGAAGAGCCUGAGCAUUCGCCGAGAUGCAGAGCGCGUUCUUGGUAACGGUCCCGCACCACCGAAGAAAGAUAAUAUCAAACCCGUCGCCUCGAAAGCCCCUGCUCCUCCUCCACCGCAGAGAAGACAUCAGCACACUCUGUCAUCGCCUGAAGCCCGUAAUCCAGAUGUCCGCAGACAAAAGACCCGAUCUUUGAUCUGGUGA
Molecule: messenger RNA, 4272 nt
Organism: Paecilomyces variotii
Lineage: Eukaryota; Fungi; Ascomycota; Eurotiomycetes; Eurotiales; Thermoascaceae
Product: putative GTP binding protein
Exons: 4
Coding region: 1-4272 (1423 amino acids)
Molecular function (GO): GTP binding
Source: RefSeq, a predicted model, not a curated record